This is a messenger RNA of Colletotrichum spaethianum, 1554 nucleotides long. Its product is annotated as major facilitator superfamily domain-containing protein 1. Bases 1 to 1554 code for a protein of 517 amino acids. The transcript has 4 exons. Gene Ontology annotation, molecular function: transmembrane transporter activity. Gene Ontology annotation, biological process: transmembrane transport. The record is from RefSeq and is a predicted model, not a curated record. NCBI's taxonomy places the organism in Eukaryota, Fungi, Ascomycota, Sordariomycetes, Glomerellales, Glomerellaceae.
AUGGCGGCCCGCGCAGAUCUCGAGUCCCACGCGGAGAAGCAGCCCGAAGACCUCGUCAAUGAACUCCCAGAAUCGUCAAACUCUUCAACAGCUGAGGAUGCGAAGCCGAACCCUCCGCUGUACUGGAAGCUCAUCGCGGUUGUGCUUAUCUCCUGCAUCAGCUUCGGUUCGUCAUGGAGUUCGGGUAUCACCGGCGCUCUGAAGUCGACGCUUAAGAAGGAGCUGGACAUCAACAACAAGCAGUUUGCGCUGCUCGAGGCUAGUGAAGAUUUCAUGGUUACCGCCCUGAUUCUAGUUAGCGGAAUCUUAACGGACAGGAUUGGAGGUGCUGGGGCCAUGGUAUACGGCAACAUUAUCUACUCAAUUGGAUCCAUCAUUGUCGCUGCCGCCGCUCAAGUCCGCUCUUUCAAGCUCAUGAUUGGCGGCCGAGUCAUCCUUGCCCUUGGCGACAUCGCGACCCAAGUUGCGCAGUACAAGGUUUUCAGCUCCUGGUUCUCGCCAAACAAUGGCUUCGCGUCAACCCUGGGUCUUGAGCUCGGUAUCAAGAAGAUUGGAGGCUUUGUUGGCAAGUCUUCAGCCAACAUCAUUGCGAAGAACACCGGUAACUUCGCGUGGGUAUUCUGGGUCUCUGUGUUCAUGAACGUCUUCACCAACGUCCUUACCUUUGUCUUCUACCGUUUCAACGGAAUCGCUCACAAGAAGUUCGGCAAUGUCAUGGAUCCGGCCACUGGAGAGAAACUCACUGAGAAGUCCAAAAAAUUCCAGCCGAAGAAGAUAUUGGAGUUGCCUUGGGUCUUCUGGGCCAUCAUGGCGUUUACGCUAUUUGAGACGAGCACCGCUAUUGUCUUCACUCAAAACGCCACGGAGUUGGCUGAGAAGAGAUUCAAGACCGACUCUAUCACUGCCGGUUGGUAUUCUGCAACUUUACAAUAUGCUGGCUUCUUCUUAGUGCCGUGUAUUGGUGCUUUCAUCGACAUUCUGGGCAACCGUGUUACCUUGCUCGCUAUUUGUGGUACUGGAGUCUUCUUGGCAAUGGCCCUGGUCAACUGGGCUACCGAUACCAAGGGAACAGCCGCAGCUUUUGGUAUCUACGCGAUUGCCUACAGUCUUGGCCCUACCGCAAUCAUUGACAGCAUUCGCACCUCCAUGUGGCACGGUUCGACCUUUGGCUCCGCUUACGCUGUCAAGAUCGCCACGAACAAUGCGAUGAACAUUGUUGUCCGUGUCAUUACUGGUGCCAUCCAAGAUGCCGACAAUGACAGCUACGACCACGUCGUCAUCGUCUACGUCGUUCUCGCCGCUGCGUCCGUUCUGGUGUCCAUUAUCUUGGUUGCACUGUCUUGGUGGUCCAUUGACCUCGGAAACUUGCAAUGGACCAGGAAGCAGCGCAUUGCCAAUGGCGAGCUGUGGAACGAGAGGAAGAGGGCCUUCUAUGAGGACAAUGGAGCGCGGAACAAGAUGAUUUCCCAGACUUGCUUCGGCGUUCUGAUCAUGCUGAUUCUCGGGUCUUGGUCGGCAUACUUCUGGGGUGUCGCAACUGGCAACAACUCUUGA